Mytilinidion resinicola is the source of this 2842-nucleotide messenger RNA. RefSeq lists its product as uncharacterized. Bases 44 to 2377 code for a protein of 777 amino acids. NCBI's taxonomy places the organism in Eukaryota, Fungi, Ascomycota, Dothideomycetes, Mytilinidiales, Mytilinidiaceae. The record is from RefSeq and is a predicted model, not a curated record. Gene Ontology annotation, biological process: peptidyl-threonine phosphorylation; peptidyl-serine phosphorylation. Gene Ontology annotation, molecular function: protein serine/threonine kinase activity; ATP binding. The transcript has 8 exons.
UGUAUGAAUCCAACGCUGAGUCACUGGACAAGGUCAAAGCCUCAUGGAGCCGCCGCCCUGCGAGCGGGCACGUGAUGCUCUCUACCGCAAUCGCGCUCUACUAAUCGGAGAGGACUACUACUAUCCCAAAAGCGUCAUCCUAAAAACUGUUCAGGACCUUGAUCUCAGGGGCCUGUUUUCUUGCAAUUGCGAUCGAUGCGACCGUCAUUUCCGCACGAUACACAGGCACAAUGAUCGAGACCGAGAGUUCCAGGAAAAUCGUCACAGGCUUCUUGAAGACUAUCUCACGAUCUACUGCCUCCUGGUAGUAAUUGACAGACCCGCAUUGAUCGGCAUUUUUAUCGCAAAAGGCGUCAGGCUCGAUGGAGAACAUUUUUUCACUGAGCCAGAUCUAAACUUCUUGUCGAAUGCGAUCGAGGAAGCCAAACUUGUUCAGCAUCUCAUCCUGCAUGAGCAGUGGAGGUUUCAGAUCAGGCCAAUGACCUUCUCCGAUCAGCCAAUAGAAUAUGCCCCGAACGAGAAAGUGCCAAUUCGAAGGGGCGAUUGCGUUGGUCAGGGACAGUUCGGAACCGUGUAUAAAAUAUCCCUUCCGUUCCCGGAAUACUUUUCCUCGAGCUCGACUGCGACGCCGCUCGGUCCUCUUGCUGCCAAAGUCUUCGACCGGGAAAAUUUCGACCUAGGGCGGACGGAGUGGAGCAACCUUUUACAUGUCAAUCAGAAAGAACAUCCGUGUUUCAUGAAAGCCUUGGCUGCUUUCUCCCACCGGGGGAAAUUUCACAUCGUUUUUCCAUUAGCUGACAGUACACUUGAAAGGGCAUUAAUGGAUACGUUUCCAGGUAUGGAUGCGAAAUCAAUUUGGAAUGCGAUCCUUGACAUGAUUCACGCUCUGGAUCACCUCCACGGCGAAGACAGCUCAACCAUUCACUCUGACCUUAAACCAACGAACAUACUAGUUCGUGAUGGCAGGUUUUUGCUCGCCGACUUUGGAUCUCUCCUACUUAUACAUCAGAUUCUGAAAAGGGUCCAGGGACCUAGGGACUAUUCGCCGCCCGAGUCCGGUAUUGAAUCCACGGCUUACGAUAUUUGGUCCCUCGCUGCUAUGCUUUUAGAAGUUGCCGUCUCAGAUCUACAAAAGUGGGAUGCGCUUCGAAGUUUUCGUACUGAGCGGAGAACUGAAGAUGACCCUUUUACCGGCUCUGAAAAUUUUCAUAAAAAUGGCCAUUUGAAGGGCGCGGUUCGUGCAAAAUUCAAAGAGCUUCUAAAGCUAGUAGAGCAAAGCAAGAGUGGAGAUGGGGGAAAACUAUCCCUUUGGCAAGAACGUUUCUACACCGACAAGUUUUUCGACCUUCUAGAUGACAUGUUCAAGCCAAAAGGUCAAAGGGACAAAAGACCUUCGGCCGGGGAGGUAGCUUUGAGUCUCAAGGACCUUAUAUGUGAAGCAUCAAAUGCUGAAGAGCAGCCUCAAUUGAAACCGGAUAUAUGGCGCUGCUAUCGCGGAGGGGUCCUAUAUCCGCCAAGUGUGCCGAAACUUGACGGCUUAUGUGCCUUCUUCAGGGUCGUUGAUGAGGAUCAAGAGGAGCGUCGGUGUGCGAUUUACUUCCGUCAGGAUUCCAAGAACCCCGUACUAUACAUUGCGCAUUAUCACCACGACAAUCAAGGCAAAAUAGUAGCAGAAGGUUUUCACCUCAAUCGUGAGAGAGUUGGGCACAAAUCCGACAUAAAAGACAGCCCCAUUAUCUGCGGCUUCUUUCCUUCGAAAGACGAUUUGACCAAAAUUACCGUCUUGGUCCACAAUAGCCACAGCUAUACCUAUCGGAUGCGAAAUAAAAUUGACGCCUUCAGAUUUCAGGGUCAACUGUCAGGAUUCUUAGUUCACGAUAAUCUCUCCAUACUAUUGCCAUCUUUCUGGGUACUCUCAAAGCGGACAAUGUGGCCCUGGUUCCUGUUCUCAAAAAAAGAUCCCACUAUAAUCAGCGAUAGCGUCGUUCAAAUUUGGACUGACAGAGCUGUACCAAGAAUUUCGCCAGAGAAAUCGGCCACUGGACCACGUCAGUCCAAAUUAAACAUGAAGCUAGCAAUGUUUUCGUCACACUUACUGUACUUAACAUACGUUUCCCCGGGCACGACAGUAGACGUUAAAUCCGAGACGUCGUUAAUCUUGCACAACGUUCAUCUUCGUGCAAUAAAUCUCCAGUCAGGAAUUCCCCCCAACGUUCGCGCAUCGCACGAGUUCAGCCCAAAUCAGGAGACUCAAGUCAAUUUUCGCACAGCAGACGAUCGCGACUCGUUCCGGCGAAAAUUUAACGUUGUAUUCCAAGAAUGGAAAGAUGACGCACAUCAGCUUCGAGUCGCAAACCAAGAUGAAGAAUAUCCAUGAUAAUCCCCAUACGUGGCUGUAAUACAAGCCGACAUUCAAUACGUUCGAAUCAUACGGCAUCAAUUCAGGAUAGCAUGUUAUUUCAGGUGGAUUGUGCUUUUACAAUUGUUAGUAAGUUUGGUAUUUUGUAUGGGGUAUGGACCUUACCAUUUUUUUUUUUAAAGAACUGGUGUUAUCUUCCUUCUUCCCUGGUGGACUACGGACAUUAGGAGUCGUAAAGUCCUGUAAUAGCACGUAGGCGAAACUGCUGAAGAAGAAAUAGACAACGCCUGUGAACCAACUCCCAGUGAAGAUAGAUUUCAUAGACCGUAUCUGCUUCACUUGGUAUAUACAACGGAUGGGCUCAAGUAUAGGAAGCACAACGUGAACGGAGCAUGAAAAAACCAAAUUGGAAAAGAAUCGUCAACUGUUCCAAUGGGCACGACACAAGAUCCUCCUUUCUGCUCCAAACAUGGAAAAGCUAGC